AUGGCGGACAAGCUGCAUGAGUAUCAGGGUUUCACUGGUCGUUUCCACUGUAUGCGGGAGAAGUACCGGGAACGGGUGUCUAGGUGGAAAGAACAGCAUCCUGGAGGGAUCCGGGAAUCUCUUCGUGACUCUCUCUUCGGGAUACCUGGCACUGAAGAGCCUCAGCGAGUAUGGCAAGACAGUGAAUACAGCGACUUGUAUAGGAGAAAAAGUCGCAUUGAGUUGAUGCGCAUAUCGGCAGCAGUUAUGGGCAUAGAGUUCUCUUACGCCGGGGAGACAGCUUUCGUGUCCCCCACAUUACUCCAGAUAGGGGUCCCCCACCAGCAGAUGACGCUUGUGUGGGCCCUGUCCCCCAUGAUCGGCUUCUUCAUGACCCCGCUGCUGGGGUCACUCAGCGACCGCUGCCGAUCCAAGUUCGGAAGACGACGACCCUUCAUAGUGCUUAUGUCCAUUGGGGUUUUAUUAGGUUUAAUUUUGGUGCCGAACGGGGAAGCAAUAGGGUAUGCUUUAGGAGACCAAGGUCCUGCCAAUCGCACGGAGGUUCCUUCCGUGUUGGGGCCGAGAAGUUCUGCAUUGGAGAAUGAUGGCGGGAACUAUCACCCCUGGGGAGUGCUGUUCACCGUCCUCGGGACAGUCUUCCUGGACUUCGAUGCUGACGCAUGUCAAAGCCCGGCCCGGGCCUAUUUGCUUGAUGUGACAGUUCCAGAGGAUCACGCCAAAGGUCUGAGCACGUUCACUGUGAUGGCCGGUCUUGGAGGCUUCAUGGGGUACGCACUCGGGGGCAUCAACUGGGAUGAGACACGAUUAGGCGAUUUCUUCGGAGGUCACGUACGAGCAGUAUUCUCUCUGAUCACCAUCAUCUUCGUGGUCUGCGUAUCAGCAACGGUCACCAGCUUCAAGGAGAUCCCUCUAGCGGAAUUAACAGAGCAGGAGGAGUUCAGGAAACUGGCCGAGACUGAACGUGCGCAGGAGAGCUUUGAUAUAGAAGAUGGUAUGGAGAAGAAUAACUUGAAGAGAGACGCUGCUACGUAUGGAUCUUUGAAUCAACCGGAGAACGUAAGCGCGAACGUCCCUCCUACCCACGGCGGCAAUCUCUCCCUGCAGCACUACUUGAAGUCCAUCGUGGUCAUGCCAGGCUCUCUGCGCAUCGUGUGCCUGACCAACCUGUUCUGCUGGAUGGCACACGUCUGCUACUCACUCUACUUCACAGACUUUGUUGGAGAAUCAGUCUUUGGAGGCGACCCGGCUGCGCCAGUUGGCAGCGAGAGUCGCACGGAGUAUGAAGCGGGGGUACGCUUUGGAUGCUGGGGUAUGGCCAUGUACUCAUUGUCCUGCGCCUGCUAUUCUACUAUCAUUGAAAGACUCAUCAAGAGGCUCGGCGCUAAGAAGGUGUACGUGGGCGGCCUGUGCACAUACAGCUGCGGCAUGUUCAUGCUGUGCGCGAUCCGCGCCCGCGCAGCCGUACUGCUGUUCAGCUGGACGGCCGGCGUCAUGUACUCCACGCUCUUCACCAUGCCAUACCUGCUGGUCGCGCAUUAUCAUGCUACUGGGACGUGGGACAACGCAGGCGGCGGGUGCGGUCAGGAGCGCGGCAUCGGCACGGAUGUGGCUGUGGUUAGCAGCUGUGUCUUCGUGGCGCAGCUGCUCGUCUCCUUCAUCAUGGGGUUCGCUGUCAAGGCGAUGGGCUCCACCGCUGCUGUGGUGGCCGUCGCCGCCGCCCUAGCAGCCGCUGCAGCUUUCACUGCUACUAAAAUUACCUAUCUUGACCUGUAAAUACUGACUUCAUCGAGGCUUAUGUUCCUGAUGUUUUAGCUAGCUUACUGUUAGUGUGAGAAAGCUUUUUUUAAAAUAUUACAAUUAUGCAAACAACUUUCUAAGAAAUUCUUCCGAUUGCCACAUCCGUGGUGUCGUGGUGGCUUGGUGGCGAGCUGCUGUCUCCUUCAUAAAUAGCUUCGCUGUCAAGGUCAUGGUCUCCACUGCUGUUGUGAUCACCGUUGCCCUAGCUGCUGCUGCAGCUGCCGCUUUCACUGCUACUAAAAAUAUAUACCUUAUCAUGUAAAUAGAUACCUAAAAUUUAAAGAUAUUUUCCUACUUUAAUUCGCAUUCACAUUCUAUGAAAUGGUUUUAUUGAAUUAAUCAAAUUACAAAACUCGGAUGAACAACUUCCUAGAAACUUCUUCCGUUUUAAAUGGUAACCUCUCGAUGAUAAUUUAAUAUAUUUACCACAUCAAAACCUAUAUCAUUAUAAAUAGAGAUUCAUUUCCAAUAAGCUGUUUAUAGGUGUUCUUAGUUUUACAAGUAUCUUCUAUUCUAUAGGAUGUGAAUCAUAUAAUACCACUAAUAUUGUAUGACUGUACAUCGUGUAGUGGAUUUAUUCUGUGUCAAACACAUUCGAAGCGAACUUGUAUGGCUUUUGUAAUCGAGAUAAAAGGAUUGUUCCGUCUGGACUAUUUGAUUGUCGAAUACUAGAUCUAUAGAAACCUUACUAACGUACGUUAGUUCCUAUUGUGGUAUUCAUGACAUUCUGCUCUCUAUAUGAACUACUUAUUUCAUAUGUAUCCACACUGCAAAUAUUGCGUAUGUUUAUGUAAGUAUUUAUUGAAUGUUCAAAACUUAAACGGUAUCAAAGAAUCUAAAUAUAAAAUAAGACUGUAUAAUUAAUUCAAAUAUUAAUCUAUCUGUUUUUUGAUAUA
Molecule: messenger RNA, 2693 nt
Organism: Pectinophora gossypiella (pink bollworm)
Lineage: Eukaryota; Metazoa; Arthropoda; Insecta; Lepidoptera; Gelechiidae
Gene: lovit
Product: proton-associated sugar transporter A
Exons: 9
Coding region: 1-1773 (590 amino acids)
Cellular component (GO): membrane
Molecular function (GO): sucrose:proton symporter activity
Source: RefSeq, a predicted model, not a curated record